Messenger RNA from Wickerhamiella sorbophila, 4152 nucleotides. RefSeq names its product Metal resistance protein YCF1. NCBI's taxonomy places the organism in Eukaryota, Fungi, Ascomycota, Dipodascomycetes, Dipodascales, Trichomonascaceae. The record is from RefSeq and is a predicted model, not a curated record. Gene Ontology annotation, molecular function: ATP binding; ATP hydrolysis activity; bilirubin transmembrane transporter activity. Gene Ontology annotation, biological process: transmembrane transport. The transcript has a single exon. Gene Ontology annotation, cellular component: membrane. The coding region runs from base 1 to 4152 and encodes 1383 amino acids.
AUGACCUGCUCAGCGUUUGGGGAGGACGGCGCCGUAUCAGGGUGCUUUCUUAACCUGUGCUCAGCAGUGCUUUCUGGCGGCGUUUUGCCGUUUUUGUGGGCCCGUAUCAGGAAACAGGAACCAAGCAAGCUGCAGUUCAGAGGCACAAUGGGCCUGUUGGUUGUAGCCUUCUGCUUUUCGCUGGACCUCUCAAUUGCCUCUCUCUUGACGGCUGCCACUAGUAUCUCGACUAUCUAUUUACUUUCUCGGCUAACUUUCAAAUCAAAGUUUGUGCCUGGCGAGAUUUUGUGGUUUUGGUUGUUCCAAACCUUAAUUGCGUUUGUUCGGGUGUUGGCGUCGCUUGCAGGUAUUCGUCAAGUUAUCGGUGCUUUGGCUGCAACAGCUCUUUUGUUGAAAUGCUAUUACCAUAUAUCGAAGAAAGCCAAUGCUUUUGAGGAGUCAAAUAUAUUCCAGGUGCUUUCUGUGGACUACUUGACUGUCCUUUUACGAGCAGCCAAACAGCGCCAGUUGGAUCGGACCGAUCUACCAUCCAGGCCCCCGUAUUUGAACUCUGUUAAUGCAUGCCAAAAACUCAUUGAGAGUCUCCAUGGAUUCAGCAUAGAUGGAAAGUAUCGUGUUUUCUGGGCACUUCUUACCAGCCUAAGGUACCACAUUAUAUCUAUCCUUGUACUCAAUGUCGCAGCGAACUUUGUGACGUAUCUGCGUCCGCUUGUGCUUGCAAAAUUUUUGACCAGUUUACAGUCUUAUAGCGAUGGUGGUACGCUAACGCCAACUAUGACCUUUGCAGUAAUGCUUGCGGCAACCCAGCUUUGCGACUUGGCGCUCCGGUCACUGGGAAUGCUUGUAUCAAACAUUGCAUUUACCACGUCCCGUGCAUCGUUGAUGGGUGUGAUCUACCGCAAAUCAUUAAAUUUGUCCUCAGCGGCUAGAGAGUCAAAUGAGCCAGCAAAGAUCAUGAACCUUCUCAAUGUCGACACCGCCAUGAUUGAGGCUGUGUACGCGAAUAUUUCAACUUUGGUUUCAGCCCCGCUAGGGCUUCUUAUUUGUAUUUGGCAAUUGUACCACUUUUUGGGCAUAUCCACAGUUGCGGCGAUUCCCAUUUACCUACUGUUCAUCCCCUAUUCGAGUUGGCAUACCCGCAAAAUGUAUCGCAGGUUCCCCGAGACAAUGGCUGCCAAAGAUAAGCGUACAAAGGCUACUUGGGGCAUAUUCCGCAACAUAAAGUCGCUAAAGCUAUAUGCCUGGGAAGCUCCGUAUUUCGAUAAGGUUGCAGAAGCUCGCCAGAACGAGCUGGCAAUUGUAUCAAAAUACCGGUGGCUUAACUCGAUGAUGAGCUCAAUUUCAAUCAUGCUGGAUGACUUUGUCGCGACUGCUAUUUUCUUGGCGUACCUCUAUUACACCCACAAAGCACUCACACCCCAGGUUGUGUUCCCUGUUUUAUCUUUGCUAGCCUCCUUGUCCGAGCCGUUGCUAGCACUUCCAAGAGCUGUUACGAGCUUAGGGCGAGCAUUGACUGCACAGCACCGUAUAAAUGACUUUUUGGGUCUGUCUGAACAGGAUACUUCAAACUAUGAGAGACUCAUCGCCGUCCCGCAUAAUGAUUUCGUGACCCCAUCUAUCGUCAUUAAAGACAUGUCGUGCACUUGGGGUGACGUAGACGGUAGCAUAGCUCUUGAGAAUAUAAACCUGGAACUUAGGCGUGGUGAUCUUUGUUGUAUUCUCGGAAGAGUUGGGCAAGGCAAAACAGCGCUGUUGCGGGCUGUCUGUUCGCAAAUGGCGAUUACGAAGGGCUCGAUCACAGUCGCAGGAAGGCUAGCGUACUGCUCACAAGAACCCUGGCUACAAUUCAAAACUAUUAGAGAAAACAUUCUUUUUGGACUAGAGUACGAACCCGAAGUAUACGACCGGGUUCUCUCUGCUUGUGAGUUACUGCGUGACUUGGAUGCAUUGCCUAGAGGUGAUAUGACAGAAAUUGGCGAGAAAGGUAUUGUGCUGUCUGGUGGUCAAAAGGCACGCGUAGCGCUAGCUCGCGCAGUAUACAAUCGCGCAGACGUUUACGUUUUAGACGAUGUUCUAUCGGCCGUUGAUGAGCAUGUUUCCCGCAAGCUGAUUGAUAACUUACUUGCGUCGGAUGGCUUAUUGGCAGGUAAAACUGUCGUUCUGGGAACAAAUAAUCUCAAGGUGCUCUCGCAUGCUUCUCAGAUUGUAAUUCUGGCCGAAAACUCCAUAAAAUGUUGUGGCCCUCCAAACUCGAUUGAAAACAUAUCUGAACUCCUCAGUGAAGUGUCUGAUCAGCCCAUGGAUAAUAUUUCAUUCACGGACCGGCGAAAAGUACUUGAACCUCCCAAGGAGUCCAAGACACCUCGCACCGCGCAACUGCUUUACAUCCCCAAUCGCAAGGAGGAAAAAGAUGUCGACAUCAAUUUCUCGGUUGUUUUUGGAAGGUAUUUCGCAUCUGCAGGAAAAAUGAUAGCCAUCCUUGCCAUUGCACUUUUGUUCCUUUCUGUUUUGUCAAAAAAUUUGAUCAUGGUUUGGCUGACCGUUUGGUCAGAUAAAAACUUGAGCGGCCUCAAAGCGUCUGAGUUCUAUGUGCUUGUAUACUUGACAUUGUCGGUUAUAACUGGCCUAGCAGUUUUCUUUUCUAUCUACUGGUUCAAUGGUACGAUGGCAAUUAAAGCUUCUGUUGUUCUACAUAAUAGCAUGCUCGCCAGCACCAUUCGUGCUCCAUUGUUGUUUUUCGAAACCACUCCGCUUGGCACAAUUAUGAAUCGAUUCACAGGAGAUGUUGAUAAAAUUGACAACUCGUUGCCGGAUGCUCUCUAUUCUUUUAGUCGAUCUUUCACUAAUAUCGUCGUAAGCUUUGCGAUUAUGAUUGUGGGAGCUCCAUUCGUUUUGAUCGUCUUAGUACCUCUGCUCUUGCUUUAUAACUCCUACCGGACUCUUUAUUUCCCUGGGUCACGGCAGUUACAAAGAAUGGGAGCCGCAUCUCGAAGCCCAAUUUUGAGCCAUAUUGAAGAAAGCAUCAAAGGCGUUCACACCAUCAAAAGUUUUGACCAGAUUGAUCAAUUCGUUGGCAUCUACGAGCUUCGCAGUGAUUACUGGAUGCAUGUAUUGUUUUCGCGUUCGUCUUUACGUCGAUGGCUCAACUGGAGAAUUUCGUGGAUGACAGCGGUCAUGACACUGGCUAGUGCUCUUUGUGUCACUGCAAUCGUUUCUUUCACAUCCUGGAAAGUUGGUCUGGCUGGUAUCGUUUUGCACAGCACUCAACGGGGUGGUAUGAUGUUAUCUCGUAUUAUCCAGGGCUGGACGAACGUUGAGAUGUCAUCUGUGGCUGUCGAGCGAGUACUUUCUUAUAUUGAUCUCCAGCCUGAAGCACAAGAAUUUGGGCCAACCGACCCCCCUGAUCACUGGCCCCAUCUUGGCGAGGUGGAAUUAAAGAACUACAGUACCAGGUAUCGACCAGAGCUGCCUCUCGCUUUGAAAUCUGUCAAUCUGAAACUGCGCAGCAGAGAGAAAAUUGGAGUUGUCGGAAGGACUGGAUCUGGUAAAAGCACUAUGACACUGGCACUUUUCCGUAUUUUGGAGGCGGUCGAAGGUAGCAUUGAGGUUGAUUCUCUGAAUAUUAGGCAAGUUGGGUUGCAUGAUCUUAGAAGCAGGCUUUCCAUCAUUCCCCAAGAUGCCCAAAUUUUCGCCGGUACCCUCCGCAUGAACCUGGAUCCCAUUGGGCAGGCUACUGACCAAAAACUAUGGGACAUUUUGGGGCUGUGCCACCUGAAGGAAAAUUUUUCUCGAACACCCGGUGGAUUGGAUACACUGCUUUCCGAGGGUGGUGAAAACCUCAGCAGAGGCCAGGCACAGCUUAUCUGUCUUGGCCGUGCUUUGCUACAUGAUACGCAUGUGCUGUUGCUAGAUGAGGCUACAGCGUCGGUCGAUGUCGCUACUGAUCAACUCGUCCAGAGCACAAUUCGCACUGUUUUCAAUGACCGUACGAUCAUCACAAUUGCUCAUCGGAUCGACACAAUUCGAGACAGCGACCGGAUAGUUGUUAUGGAUAAUGGAACUAUUGCGGAGAUUGGCACUCCCGACGAGCUUAUUGCCAAGAAAGGUGCCUUUUACUCACUUUUGAACGCACCCAACCGAAUCGAAAUGUAA